This is a messenger RNA of Opisthorchis viverrini, 3260 nucleotides long. RefSeq lists its product as hypothetical. Gene Ontology annotation, biological process: ubiquitin-dependent protein catabolic process; protein ubiquitination. The transcript is spliced from 5 exons. Bases 161 to 2599 code for a protein of 812 amino acids. Gene Ontology annotation, molecular function: ubiquitin protein ligase activity; ubiquitin binding. NCBI's taxonomy places the organism in Eukaryota, Metazoa, Platyhelminthes, Trematoda, Opisthorchiida, Opisthorchiidae. The record is from RefSeq and is a predicted model, not a curated record. Gene Ontology annotation, cellular component: cytosol; ubiquitin ligase complex.
UUUUUCACACUUCAGAACGUUGGUUUUUAUCUCCCCGAGUCCGCAAUUAAUCUGUCGGAUUAUCUUCGCCUCCAGAGGCUCGGGGCCCGAUUUCGUUUGCAUUCCCUCUCAUUUAUGACGAACGUACAUUAUAUCCUUCACAGCCGAUACGUUUCGCGCCAUGCCACAAGCACAAUCCAUUAUUCGGUUUUUCAUGUGGCCGUUUAGCUCUGAACUGUGCUUGUUUUUGACACUCUCUUCGCUUUCAUUAAUUUUAUGUAUACUGGAAUCAGUGUGGUUUCCGGAUACCGUGCCUGAGGACUCAGUUAAUGUUCCAGACGUGGAUGGCACUCUAGGCAAUGCAUCCGACGUUGACCCAACAGAUUUCGACCGUUCCUCUGCGGAGGCGAAGUCAUUCUUGUUCUGGAGUGUUAACACAAAGAUAUUCGUCUCGGCAGUAUUGUGUCUCUUCGGUGCGACCUUUAUUGCCGGAAAAACACUGUAUUGUGUUUUCUUUGGAAAGCUUGCAGAGACGGAAAAGAACCAGUUGACUCGAAUGCUGUUCAAAUUUGUUUUCUUGCGUUUUGUCAUACUUUCCGGCGCUAUAAGUGUUUCCAGUCUAUCAAGCUUGUUCGGAUGGCUAUUCUGGUUCGCUGGACUCGGACUCUUGAGGUCUUUUGCAGCCAUAGCGGCUGUUCGAACAACACAGUUUUAUGCCUCUUCCCGAAUUUCUCAGUUGGAGUGGAUUCGCAUUUUCUCCGUCCUCACCUUUCUUGGGAUCGGUAAUGGCUUCUUGUUGAAAAUGGGACUUUCCUAUCGUGCCUUACUGGCCGAUAGCGGUGUAUAUUCCAAAAUUUCAUCUAUGGAGAAUCGACUACUUACGGGAGCCCUGAAGCCACCCACUGCUCUUGGAGUUCUCAUCUCAAAAGUAACGGGGAACAAGGAAGCAUCAUAUAACACGGUCGAUAUUGUGGCCUACAUGGUGGCCGAAUCAGUCCUUCUUUUUUCCUCUACGAUGCGAUUGUUUGGCGAUAUGACAAUUCAGGCUUAUGAUCGGUGGAAAUUGUCUUCCGGCGGGAGUUGGCCACAACAGGCCUUAGUUUCGUAUUACCUAGAUUUUGUUCACGUGGUUUUCUACCACACUGCGGAAAUUCUGCAUUAUCUUCAUCUGCUUCUUUGGAGUCGAAUCUUCUCGGUGGCUAGUCUCAUCGUUUUCCUUCACACCCGAUCUACCUACUCCAUGUUGGCAACGCGUAUUCGUCGGCACAUGUCAUAUCGGAAGCUCGGUAAAUUUAUAGCGGAAAAGUUCACUUUGUGCAAAAUGGGUGUACCAGUGUCGGAUCGCGAAAAAACGAAUUCCGUCGAUCUACCGCCUGAAAAUACAGGAGAGAUUUCGAACACAAACGAGGAAACCCCUGAGGAGGAUCCAACGGUGUGCGCAAUUUGUUGGGAACCCUUGGUCGUUUGGCGGCGUCUACCUUGCCGCCACGAAUUUCACGAGUUCUGUCUCCGGAAUUGGUUGGAACAAAACUCUACCUGUCCUACUUGCCGUCGUGAACUUGGUACCCCAACAGUACCCUCGCAAUCCGCUCGAAGCGCACAGCAAGAUCAGGUUGCUCUUGGACUGCUCCUUCGCAACUUAGUUCGUCGUGUGGACACCAGAAUCAAUCAGCAGCGUCCUCUGAAUACCCCAGCCCCUCCCUUUCGUCCCGGAAUGGCUCCACAGGUUGAUCGUUUCGGCGGAGUUGAGAACCCCGUCCGUAGUCUUUUUGCUGCAACCGUUGGACUGAAUCUGGGUGUCAGCAUAGGUUCGGCGCCGAUCGUCUCGGCGGCUGCGCAGGCAGCUGCUCGCGACGCUGUCCCCGGCGGCACAUCAUCCAGGAACAUCUCGUUGCCCGCCGCAUACACUCCACACCAAUCCGCGGGUGGACCCAUCACUACUGCGGUGCGCUCAACUAGUUUGCCGGCAGCAACCCAAAAUGUACCUCAACGUGAUGAAGAUGUGAACACGGAUCCGAACUCUCAAGUUUUGCGCCGGUCGUUUCACUUCGAUGGCUCACGUUACUUUUCCUGGCUGCCUUCCCUUCAUGUUGAGCUUUCCGAGGUUAUUCGUGAAGUGUUUGCCAGUGGAAGUACGGACCAGGUGACCGAGCAAACAGCUGCUACGGCAGAACAGCGAAACUCCGCCUUUCCUUCUGUCGAGGAGCAAGAUGUUAAUCGGUCCGAGUUAACUGAUACCUUCGAUGCGGAGGCUUAUGAGCUCAUUCGACUACCAUCCAACUUGCGUGUGGCGGCCCAAGAAAUAUCUGCAAUGUUCCCGCAAUUUCCUCUUUCCGUUAUCGUCGCUGACUUGCUGGCGACUGGUCUGCCCGAAGUUACUGUAGAGAAUCUGAUUCAUCGUCCCAUUCAACCACAACCAAGAGGAUCGGUACCAGGGGUUCGUGUACUGCAGGCAGGUCCACUGAGGCAGUCUACUCCGCCAGAAAUUCAAGAGGAUCCGCUUCAGUCCCACACUGUUGAUGACCAGUCGACCGGAACCCCUUUGGCUCUACAAAGAAGGUCAUUACUUGACAGAGCACGGCAGCGCUUCCUUGCCCGUGACGAGGUUUCGCCACCCUAGCAACUGUUACUCAAUCGAUCUUGUUUCAUGCUAUCCUGUCUGUGAUCUCCAGGCAUUAAUUGGGAAAAUUAAGCGCGCUCUACGUACCCACCUUGUUUGCUGUAUCCGGCCGCACAAUUCUAGCUUCCGUUGUUUUUCUCCUUUGGGUUAUAUUUUUUGUACUGGGAUCACACAUUGUAGUCCAUGUCAGCUGCCCUGCCCAUCAAUGUUAUCAUCACAUCGAGCUCUCAGUUUUUCCCCGUUUCUUGCCGCGUUUCAUACUCCGCUUUUGAUUUUUUUCACAUUCCGCUUCCCUCAGUACAUUGCUUUACCCCAUCUCCAAGUCAUUCAAGUUUGUCCAUGCCUGAUCUCCUUCCUUCUUAAAUUCCAUCCAAUGUGACCAUCUGGAGUUAGUUCUCCAUUGAACUCUGAUUGGUCUGACCCUCACGGUAACGAAGAAACCUCUCCGUAACUGUUUAUACCGUAUGUCAGUGAAACGGUCAAGGUUCCAUACAGUUCCUCAGCUACAGCUGUGCCCGUAAUCUGUGUGUAUACUUUGAGAGUAUGACCAGGUGAAUCGGUCUCAACAGCAACUUUCAGGGCUCCGUUUGUGCCGUAAUCUCCCAGUUUCAACCAUUCUGUCGCAGAAUUGUUUACGUGCCAGUAUACAAGUAUCCUGCAG